AUGAACAACCAUUCAUCAGUGACUGAAUUCAUUCUCCUGGGAUUUAGCGAUCAUACAGAGCCACAGUGUCUUCUUUUUAUGGCACUUCUACUCAUCUAUAUGAUCACUGUGUUUCAAAAUCUUGGCAUGAUCCUAAUAAUCAAGAUUGACUCACAUCUUCACACUCCAAUGUACUUUUUCCUCAGUACCUUGUCCCUCAUUGACUUCUGUUAUUGUUCUGACAUUACCCCUAAUAUGCUGGUGAAUUUCUGGGUGAAGAACCCCAUAAUUUCAUGCAAUGCGUGUGCCACUCAAUUCUUCUUUUUUGGUUCUUUUGCUGGCAUUGAGGGCUUCCUGUUGACCAUGAUGACCUAUGACCAUUAUGCAGCCAUUAAGCCUCUUCUUUACACAGUCACUAUGUCCCCCUAUCUUAAUGUCCUGCUGGUACUGACCACGUAUCUUGCAGGCUUUAUAAAUGCUGCCGUUCACACUGGCCUUAGCUUCCAACUGUCAUUCUGCCAUUUAAAUGUCAUCAACCACUUUUUCUGUGACACGCCACUGCUCCUGAAACUCUCUUUUUCUGACACACGUGUCAAUGAAAUUGUCAUUUUUGCUUUUGACAGUUUUAAUGAACUGAGUUGCCUUCUGACUAUUCCCAUUUCAUGUCUCUACAUCCUCACUGCGAUCUUGAAGAUCAGUUCUGCUGAGGGGAGGCACAAAGCCUUCUCCACCUGUUCUUCCCACUUGGUGGGGGUCACCAUCUUCUUUGGCACAAUCCUGUUCAUUUAUCUCUGCCCCAGCUCCAGUUAUGCGAUGGACCAAGACAAAGUGGUGUCCGUAUUUUACACGGUGGCCAUCCCCAUGUUAACUCUUAUCUACAGUCUGAGAAACAAAGAGGUUAAAACCUCCUUAGGUAAAAUUUUUAAAACAACCUCUUUUUGCUUCUGUAUUUAG
Phacochoerus africanus (Common warthog) is the source of this 933-nucleotide messenger RNA. RefSeq names its product olfactory receptor 1020-like. Gene Ontology annotation, cellular component: membrane. NCBI's taxonomy places the organism in Eukaryota, Metazoa, Chordata, Mammalia, Artiodactyla, Suidae. The record is from RefSeq and is a predicted model, not a curated record. Gene Ontology annotation, biological process: sensory perception of smell; G protein-coupled receptor signaling pathway. Gene Ontology annotation, molecular function: odorant binding; olfactory receptor activity.